AGACGUCUGGGCGUCACAUUCUACAGACAGAAGUUUUAGCUGGACCAGGCGUUCCUAAAAUACAAUUAUAAAAGAGAAGAUUUGAAACAGCAGAGCAUAACCACAGAAGACCCCCAGAAGUGUGAGAAUACACCUAGCAGACAUGCUGAGACUUCUACUGCUGCUUUUGGUGGGAGCCGCCUUUGCUCAAGAAUCGGGAGACUUUGCUCUGGAAAACUCUGAUGAGUUAAUUAAAGCGGUCAAUGAUGAAGAUGAGAAAUUAGAUGAGGCGUUUGAUGAUGCCUACGACGAAGAGGAUGAGAAGACUGAUGAAAAAGACUUGUCUCUGAGUCAAGAAAUUGAUCAUAUUGAGCCAGAUUUCACUGAAAAAACAGAGGGUGAUCUCUGUAUUAAUAAAGAUACAUGCGGUACUUACCAUGUUUUCCUAAGACCUACGCGCUUCUUUAGAGCUCAGCGUAUCUGCCGCUGUAAAGGAGGAAGUUUGAGCUCCAUCCAUAACUGCAAAACCAAUAACUUUCUAAGGAUAUUAAUGACUAGAACCUGUAGAAAUGUCAGCUUUGCUUGGAUUGGUGUUUGGAAGAGAAAUAGACGUUCUCGAUUCUGUAACAUUGAUGGAAGCAAACUGGAUUACACCAACUGGGGCUGUGAAAAACGCAGAUGCAGACCCAGACGCAGAUGGUGUGUUGCCAUGAACGUGCGCACCGGCAAGUGGCGGGCUCUUAGGUGCAAUGUUCGAUUGCCAUUCAUUUGCUCUUACUGAGACUCAACUCAUCACCAUUUGCAUCAGCUUUAAAUGAUUCUUACCCUGAAGAUGUAUACAUAAAUGUUCUACCCCGCACAGAUGCCGGAUUAAUAGCAAAGUCUUGAAAUGCAAAAGUCUUUGUUCCUGAUCCAACUACCUACCCAUCUGCUUUGUAGCUUAAAAUAAAAGUAUAAUAC
Molecule: messenger RNA, 939 nt
Organism: Hyla sarda
Lineage: Eukaryota; Metazoa; Chordata; Amphibia; Anura; Hylidae
Product: bone marrow proteoglycan-like
Exons: 6
Coding region: 143-760 (205 amino acids)
Biological process (GO): immune response
Source: RefSeq, a predicted model, not a curated record